This is a messenger RNA of Aspergillus heteromorphus CBS 117.55, 2337 nucleotides long. RefSeq lists its product as uncharacterized. Bases 1 to 2337 code for a protein of 778 amino acids. The record is from RefSeq and is a predicted model, not a curated record. Lineage: Eukaryota; Fungi; Ascomycota; Eurotiomycetes; Eurotiales; Aspergillaceae. The transcript is spliced from 2 exons.
AUGCGCUUCUCGUCCGCACUUCUCUCCACCCUUUUGCUUUCCGGCACCUCGCUGGCAACACCAGCUGGAGUCUCGUCAGCAGGUGUUCUGGCACAGGGGAGUGCAGCGCCGGAGGAUCAUGCUAUAGUACGGACAGCGGCAGCAGAACCAUCUGCAGCUGCAGCGACACCAGCAACAGCACAGGCGGCCGGAACCGAGCAGCAGCCGAACGCUAAAGUCGGUACCAACCAGCAAGGCGCCGGCGCCUAUGCACAGCAACCUUCUGCAGCCGUCGGCAACCAGCAAGCAUCCGGAAACCAGCAGCCAUCGGUGAAUGGAGCUGAGCAGCAGCCGACUAUCACUGCAGUGCAGCAUCCGGGCCUGGUCGCAGAAACUCCUUCAAGCCAGACCACUACUUCACAGUCCGAAGAUCUCAUAGGAGGAUUGGUGAACGGCCUUCUCGGAGGUGGUAACAACCAGGCAGCCAGCAGCGCUACCGCGACACAUGCACCAGCAGAGUCUUUUACCACGAGCUCCGCUGCUUCUGCGACCAGUUCAUCCGGAAACCUGUUCACCGACAUUGGCGAUGGCAUUGAUGGCCUUCUUGGCAUCUUGUCGCCGACAUUCCUCAAGAACGUGGAGUCUUUCUUCAACCACGUUGCGAUAUUGUUGGAUGACACGACAACCACCCAGGCGAAGGGUCUGAUCGACACCGCUUACAAGCUGCUGAACAAGCAGAUGAUCAGCGAGUUGGACAGCCUUCUGGGCAAUGCAAACAGCCUGCUCACCCCAAGCUUUGUGAACGAGACAACGCAGCUGAUCAACUCGAUCGGUCCCCUCGUCACCCCGCAGCUGUUCCGGAAGGUCUCCGUCUUGCUUGAUAAUGGCAACAACCUUUUGACUGCCAACUUCGUCAAGGAGGUCAAUGGCCUCAUCACCAAUGCAAAUGACCUGUUGACCGCCGACUUCGUCAAGGAAACAACGGAGCUGAUUAGCGCGGUUUCCCCAGUGCUGACACCUGAGAUUCUUGCGCUGGUCGCGGGCUUGCUGAAUAACGCCAAUGACCUCCUGACCACAGAGUUCGUCAAGGACACGAAGUCAUUGAUCCUUGCUGUAUCCCCAAUCUUGACGCCAGACUUGCUCAAGGAGGUCGGCACGCUUGUGAACAAUGCCAAUGGUCUCCUGACUACAAGCUUCGUCAAGGAUGCGACAUCAUUGAUCGAGACGGUCGGCCCCUCUCUGACUCCCGAAUUGUUCAAGGAAAUCAACUCGGUCUUGAGCAAUGCCAAUGGUCUCUUGACGCCUACCUUUGUCAACGAAACUCAGUCUCUAAUCGAUACCAUCUCGCCUUCCCUUACCCCUGCGCUGUUCAAGGAGAUCAGCUCGGUCUUGGGCAAUGCGAAUAGCUUGUUGACUUCCAAAUUCGUGAAGGAGACCCAGAGCUUGAUCGACGCAGUUUCGCCAGUGCUGACUCCUGACAUUCUUGCGCUGGUCGCGGGCUUGCUGAACAACGCCAAUGACCUCCUUACGCCCACAUUCGUGAACGAGACCCAAGGCCUGAUUGGCGCCGUUUCUCCGGUCCUCACACCUGGUGUCCUUGGCCUCGUGGCUGGCUUGUUGAAUAACGCCAACGACCUCCUUACGCCGACAUUCGUGAACGAAACCCAAGGAUUGAUUGGCGCCGUGGCUCCGAUUUUGACCCCGGCUCUUCUCAAGGAAGUCAACGAUCUCCUGUCCAACGCCAACUCUUUGUUGACCACAGGAUUUGUUGGCGAAGCCCAGACAUUGGUUGGUCAUGCGAACGACCUUCUCACGACCAAUUUCGUCAAGGAGACCCAGAGCUUGAUCGACGCAGUUUCGCCGGUGCUGACGCCUGACAUUCUUGCGCUGGUCGCGGGCUUGCUGAACAACGCCAAUGACCUACUGACACCGAAGUUCGUCAACGAGACCCAAGCCUUGAUUGGUGAUAUCGGACCAAUCCUCACCCCUGACAUGCUCGGCGAGGUUGGCGGGCUUCUCAGCAACGCGAACAAGCUUCUGACGACCAAGUUUGUUGACGAGACCCAGAGCUUGAUUGAUAAUGUGUCACCUGCCAUCACUCCUGCUCUCCUCAGCCAGGUCAACUACCUCCUAGGCAAUGCAACGAACUUGUUGACAACUAGCUUCGUCAACGAAACAAAGGGCCUGAUUGAUGAAGUGUCACCCAUUCUUACUCCUGAAAUGCUUGGAGAGGUUGGCAGCCUGCUUGGCAAUGCCAACAAUUUGUUGACCACGAAGUUUAUUAACGAAACGCAAGUCCUCAUCGAGGACGCUUCCGAGCUGCUUCCCGCUGUAGUCAAGGUUUUGGGUUCGCUGUGA